CAGCUCCCUAUUACCCUGAGGGCGGGCGGGCCUGCGGCCGAGGAAAGAAGGAGGCGGAAAAGGAAUUGUCCCGGAUCCCUGCAGUCUUUCCGUAGGUUGCGGUACAACGCCAGGCAAGAGAAGAGGAAGGAAAUUAACCAGAUCGGUGAAGGUCGAGUUGAGGGUCUGCUGUAGCAGGUGGCACUGCUUGAAGCAAGGGAGGAACUUUCCCCGGCGCAGUGGAGAUCAGAAAGAUUGCUGGGUGUGGCAUAAGUCACAGGAAAGGAAGAAGGGGCAAGCCGCUGCUUUAAGGAGGUUUACCUCUGAAACCAAUUACUGUGGCCUUGAAGUGACUUGAAGAACAUUACUCUCCACAGGCCUGCACUCAGGCCCGAAGCCCUCUUCCCCUAUCUUGAGUGACUACUCUAUUUCUUGGUCCCUGCCGUUGCCAGGGACGAUUGCAUGGGCUACGCCAGGAAAGUAGGCUGGGUGACUGCAGGCCUGGUGAUUGGGGCUGGAGCCUGCUAUUGCAUUUACAGAUUGACCCGAGGAAGAAAGCAGAACAAGGAGAAAAUGGCCGAGGGUGGCCCCGGUGAUGUGGAGGAUGCUGGGGACUGUUCUGGGGCCAGGUAUAAUGACUGGUCUGAUGAUGAUGAUGACAGUAAUGAGAGCAAGAGUAUAGUUUGGUACCCACCUUGGGCCCGGAUUGGCACUGAAGCAGGGACCAGAGCUAGAGCCAGGGCAAGAGCCAGGGCUACCAGGGCUCGGAGAGCUGUUCAGAAAAGGGCUUCUCCUAAUUCAGACGAUACUGUUUUGUCUCCUCAAGAGUUACAAAAAGUACUUUGUUUGGUUGAGAUGUCUGAAAAGCCUUACAUUCUUGAGGCAGCUUUAAUUGCUCUGGGUAAUAAUGCCGCUUACGCAUUUAAUAGAGAUAUUAUUCGCGAUUUGGGUGGUCUCCCAAUUGUUGCAAAGAUUCUCAAUACUCGAGAUCCCAUUGUGAAGGAAAAGGCUUUAAUUGUCCUAAAUAACUUGAGUGUGAAUGCUGAAAAUCAGCGCAGGCUUAAGAUAUACAUGAAUCAAGUGUGCGAUGACACAGUCACCUCCCGAUUGAACUCGUCUGUGCAGCUGGCUGGACUCAGACUGCUUACAAAUAUGACUGUUACUAACGAGUAUCAGCACAUCCUUGCUAAUUCCAUUUCAGACUUUUUUCGUUUAUUUUCAGCAGGGAAUGAAGAAACCAAACUUCAGGUUCUGAAACUCCUUUUGAAUCUGGCUGAAAAUCCAGCCAUGACUAGAGAACUGCUCGGGGCUCAUGUGCCGUCUUCACUGGGCUCCCUCUUUAAUAAGAAGGAGUACAAAGAGGUUAUUCUUAAACUCCUGAGCAUUUUUGAGAAUAUCAAUGACAAUUUCAAAUGGGAAGAAAACGAGCCUGCUCAGAAUCACUUUAGUGAGGGUUCCCUUUUUUUCUUUUUAAAAGAAUUUCAAGUGUGUGCUGAUAAAGUCCUGGGAAUUGAAAGCCACCAUGAUUUCCAGGUGAGAGUCAAGGUUGGAAAGUUUGUGACCAAACUGACUGAGCGGAUGUUCCCAAAGAGCCAGGAAUAACUUGGUGGCUUUGUAGCAUAGCAGCAACACACCUUGUAAACUAUUCUUUAUCUCCACUUUGUUUAUAUGGCAAAGGAACCCUUUCAGCUGCCAAUUUUGAAUGAUGAAUAUCAUACUGUAUCAUCAAUGUUGAUUGAUAUUUAGCCAAGUUUGUUUUCAGGUUUGAGUUGAAUGAAUGUAUUUCACUACUUGUCCUGAAACGUGUUGCAUUUUAUCUUGCUGCCCACAUUGAAACAUUUUUACUGUUCCCUCCCCGUAAGUGACAGUGAACCAAUUCACCCGAAGUAGGCUCCCUUUUGUCCUUUGCAUUGAUUUUGUUUGUGCAUCUUCAAUAAAGUUUUAUGUUAAUGCUGGAAAGAAACAACAGAAGAAGAAAGAAAUUA
Messenger RNA from Rattus norvegicus (Norway rat), 1964 nucleotides. It is a transcript of the gene Armcx3, whose product is annotated as armadillo repeat containing, X-linked 3. NCBI's taxonomy places the organism in Eukaryota, Metazoa, Chordata, Mammalia, Rodentia, Muridae. Gene Ontology annotation, cellular component: nucleus; mitochondrion; cytosol. The record is from RefSeq and is marked provisional. Bases 442 to 1581 code for a protein of 379 amino acids. The transcript has 5 exons.